AUGAACCCUAUCUACGCCAAUUUCAUCGAGGAACUGUAUGUAAUCAUCAAAACAAAGGGAAUGUGCCAAGGAAACAUCAUCCCUCCUAAGAUUUUCGCGACUGUGCUGGAAUCCCUCUAUAACCGUCGAAUCGGUGGUGGCAGAAUUUAUAUUGACGAAGAACUUGCAGUCAUCUUCGCCAAAAACUCGGCCGAGCUCCAAACAAAAAUUGUGCAGUUGCAGCAGGAACCACGUGCCAUUCCUCUGGAGACCAACAUGUCCAUGACAGAAUGA
Soboliphyme baturini is the source of this 273-nucleotide messenger RNA. The record is from the annotation of a GenBank genome assembly. Lineage: Eukaryota; Metazoa; Nematoda; Enoplea; Dioctophymatida; Soboliphymatidae.